Acipenser ruthenus (sterlet) is the source of this 3571-nucleotide messenger RNA. RefSeq names its product zinc finger protein 239-like. The transcript has 3 exons. The record is from RefSeq and is a predicted model, not a curated record. Lineage: Eukaryota; Metazoa; Chordata; Actinopteri; Acipenseriformes; Acipenseridae. Gene Ontology annotation, molecular function: RNA polymerase II cis-regulatory region sequence-specific DNA binding; DNA-binding transcription factor activity. Gene Ontology annotation, biological process: regulation of transcription by RNA polymerase II. The coding region runs from base 297 to 1262 and encodes 321 amino acids.
GUCUGAUUGGCUAAAGUCCCUGUCACUCUCCCCGUGUUUAUGACAGUAGAUUUCUCUCUCUGCUGUCUUCAUAAUGAUUUUAACGGAUUGUUUGGUUAGAUUCUGGGGUCAUUUCGUUUUGAUUUUUUUGCCCAUCAGGGUAUAGCUUCAUGCUAGACAAUCAUAUUUAUUAUUUGCCGAGUUUGGGUAUAAAAACUUCUAAAAUAUGACGGCGCUGAGACGAACACAGUAUUAAAGAGAGGAUCAUCACAUCGAUCUACUAACUACUGCUGCUAAACAGACUCCCGUGCGCUGCCAUGGACAGCGUGAAGAUUGAGUCUGUCCAGAUUAAAGAGGAAUUUCUUGAACUCGUCCCCAUUAGAGUGGAGUUCUCAGAGCUGGCUUCCCUCCCCAUUAAACAGGAGCUCUGUGAGAUGCAAGGUGACAGCAGCCAGCCAGAGGUCUCUGAGAUUAAAGAUGAGCACGAUGAACUGGAGAGCCCCCAGACAGAAGAACCCCAUCCUGUGAAACAAGAAGAGGUGCUGGAAAUCAUCCAGAUCAAACGGGAGCCCCCGUUAGUAGAGUUUGAGCAUGUGGAAGCAGGGAAGGAAGAAUGGGAGGACUUGAAACCAAACCUCCCUGAGCUGGAGCCUGUGCGCCUGCGAGAGUGUAGCGUGGUGCUGGAGAGAAUCUGUGUGAGAGAGCAAGGCGCUGGAGAGGAAGGCUCUCCCAACAGCACGCAAGGAGGUUCCAGUCCAGCAGCUAAAGUGAGGGCGGGCGGUGGAAACGAUCCUGUCUGUGUGAAGAGUUUCACAAAGUCAAGAGACCUGAAAAGACACCAGCGAACUCACACAGGAGAGAAACCGUAUCCCUGCACUCGCUGUGCGAAGAGUUUCAGUCACGCAGGCACCCUGAAAGCACACCAGCGAGUUCACGAUAAAGUGAAUUGCUGCUCUGACUGUGGGAAGUGUUUCAGUAGAACAGACCAACUUGAAAUACACCGGCGAAUUCACACAGGAGAGAAACCGUAUCGCUGCUCUGACUGUGGGAAGAGGUUCAAUAACCCUGGAUCCCUGAAAAUACACCAGCGAAUCCACACAGGAGAGAAACCGUAUCGCUGCUCUGACUGUGGGAAGAGAUUCAAUAAUUUAGGAGGCUUGCAAGAACACCGGAGAGUUCACACAGGAGAGAAACCGUACCGCUGCUCUGACUGUGGGAAGGGUUUCGAUAGAAAACACAGUCUUGUUUCACACCAGCGAAUUCACACAGGAGAGAAACCUUAAAUCUCCCGUCCCUUUCUCCAACCAUCUCCAAGAGACGAAACUUUCAAUCUGGAUCAACAGUGAUCCGGAUUUUGUAAUGCAAUUUCUUUUUAAACACAGAUUUCGUGAAUCAGAAUUAUUUGUAAUGUGGAUAAAUCCAGCAGUGAUUAUUUAAUGGGGGAAAAAAAAAAAGAUCCCAAAAUCCCGAUCGCUGUUCAUCCAGAUUAAAAAGUUUCGGAAAAACCGACCGCAGCGCGUGUCACCAGCGCAGCCCGUGUGCUUACAGUCACUGUCAUUUUAAACUGCUUGUCUCCGUGUGAAAACCCGGUUCAACAGGCAGAUUACCCCAGCCGCUCUCUCCUGUACAGACUCUCAGGCUGAUCAACCCUGCACCUCUUCAGGGAUUCCUCCCUCCUCCCCCCCUCAGAUCUCAUUUUGGAGCCUCUCUUCCAGUCUGUGGAAGAGCAGGGCUCUGCCCUUGGAAAUACUGGCAGGGAUGGAGUUAAAUUCUCCUCCCUGCCCAGGUUGAUUACGUCAGGUGGGAGCAAUCAAUCAAUUAAUUAUUAUUAUUAUUAUUAUUAUUUAUUUCUUAGCACAACCCUCCGGUCAAGAGUCCAGAGCCCUAACCACUACUCCACACUGCUGCCCUAUUCAAUGAUUACUCAGCCACCUGGCAUAAAAGGAGGCCUCAGCCUCCCAGUAGGGAGAGUUCUAGAAAGAGGAGAGUAGCUGAGGAAGUAAGAGUGAGUUUCUUUUGUGUGUGCUGUUUUUCUGUUCGUUUUUGAAUCCAGUGAAGGUAACGCCCAGCAUGGAAGCCUUAUUUUUUGUAAGUUUUGUUUUGUGCUUAUGUAGUGAUGGCUUUCUGCAUGAGGUAUUAAUUAUGUUAUUAUAAGUUUUACAUUAUGUGUGUGUUUUUCUUUUAUAGUUGAGUUGUUUUUAAUCAUUAUGUUUAAAUUGAGUGUGUAUGUGGUUUGGUUAUUAUUUUAAUAUGUAGUUUUGCAUAGCUUAACACGACUGGAAGUCAGAGCUAAACGCUGAAAGGCAGAGAUAGUGUGAGAGGGGGGAGGGGAAAUGAAAGGUAAGAUGGAUGCGCCCUGCUAGGCACAACAUGGCAUGCAACCCCCUUCUCCCCCGCAGCAGGAAUGUGCAAUGAUAGUGGAAACCCUUCUCAUUGGACAGAAGUAAGACAAAUGCGAGUGGAGUCAACAAGUGUUUACAAAGGUAUAAAUGCCAAACACUGUAAAGUGUUGUCAGUCUUUUCAUCUCUUUCGAAUUGAAUCCAUGGAUAUCCGUGCUUUAUAAUACAAACACAUGCACUGAGCUGUACAGAGGCCUUGUCCAACGUCAGUUUAAAUCUCGUGCUUAUAUGAUUGUAAUGGAGGUAUGCUUUUCUUGUACAUAAGUGUUUUUGAAUCAAAAACCAUUUGUCAGCUUAAUUUCUUUACUACACUUAUUGUCUGUUAUUUCUGUUUAAAACCCUUUUUGUUUGGCCCUCGUGCCGGUUUAUUUUGGUAUUUUUGGAUGUUAAAAGCUUUAUUUUUGAACUUUCACACUGUCUCUGAGGAUCAAACUCCUGUCAUCCUGUCACACAGUCCUUCAAGUAGAACGACAGAAAGGCGAUCUUUAGUGUUUCUAAGUAGGCUGUGCUGCUAUAAGCAGAUCUAAGGAAAGACAUUAGAGUUAAACAUCUUCCAUACAUUGUAAUUAUUAUUAUUUAUUAGCAGAUGCCUUUAGCCAGGGCGACUUACAAUUGUUACAUUACAUUAUUUUCACAUACAAUUACCCAUUUAUACAGUUGGGUUUUUACUAGAGCAAUCUAGGUAAAGUACCUUGCUCAGGGGUACAGCAACAGUGUCCCCCACCUGGGAUUGAACCCACAACCCUCCGGUCAAGAGUCCAGAGCCCUAACCACUACUCCACAUCGCUGUUAUGUGAACAGAAUGCUACCAAGAGGAAACCUUUCCUGCCUAAGCAAAACCUUUUUUGUGUUGACCAAUCCUGUAUCACAGCAGGGUUUUGUCUAGCGUCUCUCAAUGCAGGAGUUAGGAUGUUUUUUGUACAUUGUAAUAAUUCGAUGUGCCUCUUUUUAAAAUGGCAAACAGGUGCCACGUUCUUGAAGGUCUGUCUGUGCACACUGUGAGGUUCCUGUGUUAACGGCCGGGCUUCUCAUCUCUGUGUGUGUAGGCGUGUCGCCUCUGUGCUGAUUCAGAGUGUGACCUUGGGGGGGGGUCCUGGCUUUGUCACAAGAUGCUUUGAAAGCUGUUUCCUUAUUUCUGUUGGAAUGUGUCUAUUAAAAAUAAAAUAAAAACAACACAAGCCUUUCUGAUAAA